Messenger RNA from Amphibalanus amphitrite, 2016 nucleotides. RefSeq names its product BUB3-interacting and GLEBS motif-containing protein ZNF207-like. The coding region runs from base 239 to 1486 and encodes 415 amino acids. The transcript is spliced from 9 exons. Gene Ontology annotation, cellular component: nucleus. The record is from RefSeq and is a predicted model, not a curated record. Lineage: Eukaryota; Metazoa; Arthropoda; Thecostraca; Balanomorpha; Balanidae. Gene Ontology annotation, molecular function: DNA binding.
AGACGUCAGCUGAAGAAAGUGGUGACCAUUGGCCCUGUGUUGAGCGGACAAACCGGUGUUACCUAGUAUUCUAUGUACCGUGAAUUGUAUCAAACAGAUUUUUGGUGUACUUUUAUUAUCUUUUUGAAUAUUUGUAUAUUAUUUAUUGGUCGCAAUCCAGCAACCAACAUAUCACUGCUUCUUUCAUUGGUCGAGAGACCACGAUUUUCUGUCGUUUCUCGUUUUUUAUUACCUAAUAAUGGGACGCAAGAAGAAGAAGCAGCAGAAGCCAUGGUGCUGGUACUGUAACCGUGAGUUUGAUGACGAGAAGAUUCUGAUCCAGCAUCAGAAGGCAAAGCACUUCAAAUGUCAUGUGUGCCACAAGAAACUGUACACGGGACCGGGUCUAUCCAUUCACUGCAUGCAGGUUCACAAGGAAACAGUGGACAAAGUUCCCAAUGCUCUGCCCAACCGGAACAAUAUCGAGAUCGAGAUCUACGGUAUGGAAGGUAUACCAGAGGAGGACGUGCGGGCACACGAGCAGAAUCUGAAGAACAAGGGCAGCAACAAAAACAACGACGAUGAUGAUGACGACUCGAAUCCAGCCGGCGGUCCGGCCGGCCCGUCUCGCUCGUCCCAACUGCACCCGUCCACCCAGCAGCCGUUCGGCGCCUUGCCCGGUAUGGCAGGGCCCGGAGCGGCCGGCGCCGGGCCCCCCGGCAUGGCCGGGCCCGGCAUGAUGAGGCCCAUGGGGCCCAUGGGAGGAGGACCCGGCAUGGGACCGUACGGCAUGCAUCCAGGCAUGAUGAACCAGAUGGGCGGCAUGGGACCCAUGGGCCCGAUGGGUCCGAUGGGCCCCAUGGGUGGCAUGGGCCCGAUGGGCGGCCGGCCCAUGGGGAUGCCCCCUGGUGGCCCGUCUCGGCCCCUGUUCCCGGCGGCUCAGGUGACUGCGGCUCAGCCCGGCUUCCCCGGACCUGGAGCGGGCAUGGAUAGCGGGCCGCGGCCGGCCUUCCCUGCCUAUAGCCAGCCGUCGGCCACAGUAACCCGUCCGGGCGCUCCGGUGGUGGGAGCUGCCUCGGUCCCCGUCCAGGGAGUGUCAUCCGUGCCCUCCAUGGGCGGGCCGGGCGGCGCCCCGGUACCCACCGCGUCAGAGAUCAGCAGAAAACCGGCGCUGAUACAGCAGGGAGGCGCCACCAGCAAGAUUGUCCAUCCUGAGCAGGAUAUCUCGCUGGAGGAGCGUCGCGCCCAGCUCGCCCGCUACCGUCAGCCCCAGGGCCGCGGCGGUCCGGGCGCCGCCCACCAGCCCGGCCAGGGUGGUCCGAUGGGAGGCGGACACCCACAGGGCGGUCCGAUGGGCGGCGGACACCCGCAAGGUGGAGGUAUGGGCGGUCCGCGGCCGCCCCACCAUAUGCAGCAGAUGGGGAUGAUGCGCCCGGGCGGGCCGCAGCCUGGUUUGCUGGGCGCCCGGCCGCCUGGAAUGGCUGGAGGUCCGCCGCGCCCUUACUGAACUGACGGUAAGUGCGCCGCCGUCGACGCCGCUGCCGAUGAUGCCGUCGACGAUGCUGUCAUCGACGCCGUCGACGAUACCCCGUCGGCUUCGAUGGAGGUAAGCGGCUCUCUUCUCGCCGCUCCGCAACGGACCAUCUUAGGCGCACCGUCGUCGCGGCCGCCCCCGCUCCGCGUCUUCUUUCGGUGGGGGUUGUGGGGAUGCUCGCGUCGCGGGGAUGGGCGGUGAUCAAGAGGAAGAAGAAGGCGUCAUCACGGGGUGGUGAUGUUUUAGGAGUUGUGGACGUUGUAGACUCCCUAAAGGGUCCAUGGUGACCCUCUGAGGCGCCCCGAUUCAUUCGUACUGCUCGCGAACUGUGCGAUCGGUGCGCUCAUUCCGCGAAUUUGGACUGUCAUUGUAACGUUCUACAGCAAAGGAUGCGUAAUGUCUCCGCUCUGUGUCGUAUUCAAUUCAUUCAUCCGCCGCUGUGGCGUGGCCAAUCGAACGUUCACUACUGAUAUUUGGUGGUCCAGAAUACAGGUUCAAAGUCU